Messenger RNA from Penicillium pulvis, 1113 nucleotides. RefSeq lists its product as uncharacterized. The transcript has a single exon. Gene Ontology annotation, biological process: regulation of cell cycle. The record is from RefSeq and is a predicted model, not a curated record. Bases 1 to 1113 code for a protein of 370 amino acids. NCBI's taxonomy places the organism in Eukaryota, Fungi, Ascomycota, Eurotiomycetes, Eurotiales, Aspergillaceae. Gene Ontology annotation, cellular component: nucleus.
AUGUCGCAACAACUCGUCACGGUGCUUGCGACAUCGCUCGCCCUCAUCACUCAAUUCCAGGAUACUCUCUCCCCCUCAAACAUCGCGCAGUCCACCCAGAAACCGAUCAAAGACGCAAAGGCCCUGCCCCUCCUUUCAGCCUCAUCGAGCGCUCUCAAGGCGCAAGUCACCAAACUCUCCUUACUAGCAAUUACUACGCCCUUUACGCACUCUGCAGUGACCGGCAUUCUUCGCGCCUGCAACGACUCCGUUCUCCCUUCAUUAUUGACUGCGACCCUCCUCGUCAACCCCGCCGAAUACACAAAAACAUUCCACUCCGAGACCCUGAUCCUAGUCAAAGCCUUAUUCGCCGAAUUCAGCACUCUCGUGAAUCUAGUGAAGGAUCUCUCCGAGAAGAAGGACCAGGCCAAGAAGGCAGACCCUAAGAAAAAAGAGGAGGACCUUUCCAAGGCUGAGAAGGAUGCAAUUACCCUCGCGACUGGUCGUGUUUGGGACACAUGCGACUCGGUAGUCAGCCUUUCCAACAACGGCGUUGUGGGAUUCAUCACCCACCGUGUCGAGCAGUGGAGAGACCUUGUCCGGGACGCCGUGGAGGAACUUGAGAACUGGGAUCCCGAGGAAGACGAUGAUUUCUUUGACGAGAUCAUGGGCGACGAGAAGGAUGAUGAUGAGCAUGCCGAGUCAGAUGAAGAAUCCGACAAAGACAAGGAUGUUGCCGCUAUGCAAGAACAGAAAAAGACUACUCUCCGCUUCCUGAAGCCCAUCGCCCAAAUUUACCCUGCCAUCAUCACCCACCGCCUGAAGAGUGCAAAGGAUGCACCGUUGUCUUCCGUAGCAAACGUUGCGCGAUUGGAGAAAUUGAUUGUCAACUUGCAGAACAUCCCUGAUCAAGUGGAUGAGGUUGCUGGGGCCUUGUAUGAAGAGGAUGUGGACCGAUCUGUCGAGUUCUUGCAGAAAACACACGAGCACGCUUCACAGGCCGUUGAUUCGGUGACGGCACCUUGGAAGGAGGACUUAUCCGAGGACAAGUUUACUGUCUGGUCGCAGACCUGGUCCAAGGUCAUGGAUGAAGUCAGCAAGUCGCUCAAUGCUGACUCUGCAUCGGAGGAAUAA